Messenger RNA from Platichthys flesus (European flounder), 3448 nucleotides. RefSeq names its product nectin cell adhesion molecule 4b (gene nectin4b). The record is from RefSeq and is a predicted model, not a curated record. Bases 932 to 2629 code for a protein of 565 amino acids. Gene Ontology annotation, biological process: homophilic cell-cell adhesion; heterophilic cell-cell adhesion. Gene Ontology annotation, cellular component: adherens junction. Lineage: Eukaryota; Metazoa; Chordata; Actinopteri; Pleuronectiformes; Pleuronectidae. The transcript is spliced from 11 exons.
AUUCAUACACAGACCCAAGUGAGAACUGUUACCAUCUGUUUAUGUAGAUGUCAUUUAGGAAAAUAAUAUAUAUUAUACAGUAUAUGCAUCAUAUUUAAUUUGAUUAGUUGGAUAUUUGAUCCCCAUGAGCCCCAUAAUACUGAAACAAACGUUGGUGUUUGACCAUUAAGUAAAAAACUGGUUCAUCAUAACUGAGCCAAAGGAUAACAAAUAAUGUUUGUAACUAAUUAAAUAAAAUAUAAACAACACAGCACCAAUUCAUUUCAAACAGGAUGUAGCUCAGAAAUGUAAAGUGUCCGAUUUUUUCCGCCUCACCUGAACGCAGCAACCAGCGUGGGCGUGUCCUGCAGUGCGUGUGGGCGGGGCCUGCUCAGACAGGUGUACAGAGUUCAACCUGCGGAUUCUUGUUCUUCUCUGGGCGUCACUGACAGACUCUGUUUGCUCUCUGCUGCUGGGACGCUUCUUAUUUUCUUACACAGUUCAAACUGUUUGUUUACUUUGUUAGUGUGUUUACUUUCCCGCUGAGCUGCUUCUCUUCCUCCUGCUGCUGCAGAAGCAUGAAGUCCAGACACUUCGCAGCUUCUGCAGCUUCCUGCACCAAACUUUGUUUUCCCCAGUGAGUUCAUCACACUGAGGUGAACUCCGGUGCUUCCAGCCGGAUUCCUGCACCAGUCUCCGGUCUGAUCCCUGCACCAGUCUCCGGUCUGAUCCCUGCACCAGUCUCCUGUCUGAUCCCUGCACCAGUCUCCUGACUGAUCCCUGCACCAGUCUCCUGUCUGACCCCUGCACCAGUCUUCGGUCUGACCCCUGCACCAGUCUCCGGCCUGACCUGAACUCAGAUAUCGAUCAUGGAAGCUGAUCAACAACCACAGGAUUAACCGGAGGACUUUCUUUUGGAUUACAGAGCAGUUCUUUGAUUCCAGGAGCAGAGAUGCAGUGUGUGAGGAGUCUCACUCUGCUCCUCCUGCUUGUGGUGGAGGUGCACGGUGACUUUGUGGAGCCUCCUCAGCCCCACACCGCCCUGCGCUCGCUGGCAGAGAGUCAGACCAGGCUUCCCUGCCACUACCAGCCGGUGGGGGGGGAGAAGGUGGUGCAGGUCACCUGGUACAAGGAGCUCGCGGACGGCAGCAAGGACCAGAUCAUCACGGCCCACUUCUCUGAGGGCCACACAGAGUUCGGGCGUUACUCUGGUCGGGUGAAGUUCGAGAGCAGCAGCCCCACAGAAAACUCUGCUCUGCUCAUCCCCAACACAGAGGAGUCGGACGAGGGCAGCUACAUCUGCCACAUCUCCGCCUUCCCUUACGGAAACUUUGAGAGGCACAUCACUGUUACUGUCUGGAUUUUACCCAUCUCCACCCUGGACCCUGUCAUACUGAAGGAGGGGGAGUCGUACCGUGUGGCGGCCUCCUGCCGAGCGGUGGGCCGCCCGCCUCCCCGUCUCUCCUGGGACACCGACCUGCCGGGCCAGUCCCAGAACCGGACCAGCGAGGGCGGCUCCGUGUCCAGCUACUUCUCCCUGCACCCACUACGCAGCAUGAACGGCAAAAAGCUGGACUGCUUGGUGUGGCACCCGGGUCUGAACGGGCCCCGCAGGAUCUCAAACCUCCUGGAGGUUCAGUACCCCCCAGAUGCCACCAUCACCAGUGUCUCAGGAGACUGGUUCGCGGGUCUGGAGAACGCUGAGCUGGUGUGUGACAGCGGAGGAAACCCCAAACCUCAGGACUUCACCUGGACACGGAGGGGAGGAGCUCUGCCAGAUGGGGUGUCCGUGAUUGGAGGAAAACUCGUCUUCGGGCGGACCCUCCGCUUGAAUGACAGCGGGGUCUACGAGUGUUUGGCCAAGAACAUUGCAGGAGCAGGAAAAGCAGAGUAUUCAGUGACAAUAGCAGAGUCAUCUCGGAGCACGGGCUUCGUCAAAGACGAGAACUUCCUCCUGAUCGUCCUCGGGUCCUCGGCCGCCGCUCUGGUCCUGGUCCUGAUCCUUGUCGUCCUGCUGGUCAACCGCCACCAUCGCAACAGAAACAGAAAGCUGGAGAGGCAGCUCACUGAGAAGACGGACGAAAUUAACAGCUUCUCCAGACAAAACUCUUUCAGGAGACUGAACUCCGUGAGCUCUGAUCCCAGAGCAAAGCCUGAAGAUUACGCCCUGCUCAGAGUCGACAGCAGGAUGAAGAACAGCCAAAUGUCCCUGGAGCGUCCCACCUACAAAGGCAGCCAGUCCACACUGGGUGGGAAGUGGAGUCCACCGGGAGGAGUGGAGCUGGACGAGCUGGGACGUCCGGUCAUCUGGCACGAGGGCAGGGAGAGCCUGAGACAGACGGAGACGGACGGAGAGAAGGAGGAGCGCAGGAGGAGGGUGGAGUCAUUUCUGAAGAGCAGCAACAUGUCGCUGGUCCAGCAGGAGGAAGGGCCCAGAGAUCCGGACCUCGGGGAAGGCGGCUCGCCCCGCGUGGAGGACUGGGCUCCCACGCAGUCGGUGGAGGAGGAGCGAGAGGAUGACGACGACGGCAGCAGCUCCUACCAGAUCUCAGAGGCGCUCACCAAUCACUUCUACUUAAGUAAUGGAUUCCUCAGACCCAGACAGCACUCCAACGCCAUUCUGCUGCACCCCAAAGGACAGAUUAUCUAGACCACAGACUCUCCCCAUGUGAAGACAGUGUCUCUCUGCAUUCCUGCAUGGACACCAAUCGUAUGUCUUUGUAAUCACAUGUUUGUUUUGUACAUACAGACAGCAGAGGGCUAUUUUCCCCCAGGCACAACUCAAAUACUGAUAAUACUUUGCCUCUGGCCUCUCAGAUUGUGUUCAUUUAUUGUAAUGCUAUAAAAACUGGGAAUAUAAUUACUUUUCCUAAUGAGGGGAUGGUGAUGAUGAUUCAACCAUCGGGAAGUAAUGUGGAAGUUUGUAAGAAUUAUAACUAUUUUGAAGAAAUAGAGAAGUUGGAGAUUUUGACUUUUCACUCACUACACUGAAAUGUAAACAACCUCACCUCCUUUAAAACACAAGGACUCAUGGUUCCUUUUACAGUGUUUACUGGGAGUCCUGUUAGUUUACAUAAAAACAUUCGGGAAGGACAAUGUGGACAAAGACAAUUCCUGAGCUUUGGUCGAGUAAUAGUGAAUUAUUCUCAGAACCUUGAUAUUUUCAGCUUGGAUUCAGCUGCGGACGACAAGUUAGCGUGUGUAUUUGUACAUGUGUGUAUUAUAACAAUGAGGGAGAGACAAGGAGUUGUUGUACGUUUACAAUAUUGUUACCUGCAACAAGAGAGAGGCCUGAGAAGCCUUUUACCCCGAGGGACCAGAACAUGGACAUGAAAAAGAAGACUGGGACAGAACCUGCAGGAGAAGAACAUGUUUUAUAUCCAUCCAGUGUUUUCUAUGAAAGUGAAAAGACAAAAAACCUGAUGUGUAAAUGUUGAAAUGUUUAUUCAUAAAAGUACAGCAAAUGCAA